AACGUGGCUCCCAUUCAGAACUGAGUGAGGCCUACGAGCCGCGGAGGUCGCCAUUGGCCUGCUUUCUUGUCCGUCAGAUGAGGGAGGGCCGCCUUGUUUUCUGUUAUUUUUGUGUGUGUUUUUUUAUGUAUAUAUAUUUAUUUAUUCCCCUGUUGCCUCGGUACGGAAGCCGAGCGGGGACCGGCUGGUUACUCAGCGGCCACGGGUCUCCACCCGAGAGAAUGGCGGCUGGAAUCUGCUCCGGGUCGCGGUGAAGAGGGUGAGAGAGAGAAGCGGAGACAUGCCGGAGAUGGUGAGGAAAAAACAAAGAGACGCAAGUUCUGUCAUUUUGUGUCGCUGCAGUUUUAGCUUGUGUUGCUUUCCCCCACAGCUUAAGAAAUUGUGCCUGUAGUUUUUACCAAAUCCCCCUUUUCCACUCUCAGCGUUCCCAGUGGAGCAAGUUUGUUUUUUUUGUGAUGCACACACAGGGCUGAGGGAAGCAGAUGAAAACCCCGCACGGUCCACAUCAUCGGGCGAUAUUUUCAUCCUCCCUGUGCGCGUUUUUUAGGGGGUUGGGGGGAGGGGGAACAGCUGCAGUCCACGGAUGCCAGCGCUUGGCCUGUCUGCUAUGGGGAAGAAUUUCCACAAUGAAACCCUCCGAGUCUUUGUGCUCUGCAUUAGUUGAGCAAUGACAGCGCUAUUGACGAGCCCGUUCAAAAUGGGACGCGGAUGGUGAGCGCAGUGGAGGGGGGGGGAGAAACAUUUUGACUUUAUUUCAAUGACGCGUGGAGAUUGAUAUCCCUUACCAGCUGAUUAAAAACCCACAAUGCGCGAGUAUAAAGUGGUGGUCCUGGGCAGCGGUGGGGUCGGGAAAUCAGCCCUCACCGUGCAGUUUGUCACCGGGACGUUCAUCGAGAAGUAUGACCCCACCAUAGAGGAUUUCUACCGCAAGGAGAUCGAGGUGGACUCCUCGCCCUCGGUGCUGGAGAUCCUGGACACCGCCGGUACGGAGCAGUUCGCCUCCAUGCGGGACCUGUACAUCAAGAACGGACAGGGCUUCAUACUGGUCUACAGCCUGGUCAACCAGCAGAGCUUUCAGGACAUAAAGCCCAUGAGGGAUCAGAUCAUCAGAGUGAAAAGGUAUGAGAAGGUCCCUGUGAUUCUGGUGGGAAACAAGGUGGACCUGGAAAGCGAGAGGGAGGUGUCGUCCGGCGAAGGCCAAGCCCUGGCAGAGGAGUGGGGCUGCCCCUUCAUGGAGACCUCGGCCAAAAGCAAAACCAUGGUAGACGAACUGUUUGCAGAAAUCGUUCGGCAGAUGGACUACGCCGCCCAGCCAGACAAGGAUGACCCCUGCUGUUCCUCGUGCAAUAUACAAUAACCCCCCCUGGGGGGUCUUUUGACUUACAUGAGACAGACUCAUUCUUAGACACACACACAUGCACACGCCAGCUACAUUUAGGACAAAUUCAUGUUUGAAUGCAAUUGAUAUCAGCUCAGCGGAGCAUAAAAACUGUCUGACACGAUAAUUAAUAAAGACAAGUGAGUAACGCAUACAUCCUGGAUGAGAAAAACAAAGGAUAUGCCACAAGAGAAUUUGACAAACGAUAAAGUGGAACAUGCCCUCGCCUUAUGUUAGUUUCUUUGUUGUUUGUUUUGAUCUUUUCAGGUAUAGAGGAGAUAGAUCCUCGGCAAACAAUCACAGACUGCAGUCUUUACACAGAGAUCCAUUUCUCUUUCUCCGUGACUUGACUCCACAUCAAUCCAAUAAAGCUUUCCUGGAAACCAGCCAUUUCAGAUAUUUCAGAGUACUAGAGAUGCUAUAUGUACUUUUUUUUUUCUCCAGUUUAGUUUGUGCAGUGGCUGUCGGGAGGUUUUUCUACUCAUCACAGGGCUGAAAUACAGGGGUGACCUGAAGUCGCCUCCAUUUUCUAAUACUUUUUUUCAGUUGAUCACAACAGCAUUGGAAAGAAAAAUGGUUAAGUCUGUUUUUCUUUUUAAAAACACACGCAGCCAUCUCUUCCAUUUUCUCACAUAGCAGUCUUUCACAUAUUGUGUGAUGUUUUCCUUUCUCCUCUCUGGGAGACUCUGACAGCAGAUUGCUGUGUAGUAGUGUAACUAAAUGCUUCAUUCUGAUGGGACAAAGAGUAUUUUCAUUCUUUGUAUUUCCACCAAAGACUAUCACCACGCACUUGAUUCAAGAAUGAUUGACACUCAAGGUGAAGAUGCCAACUUUUCCUUCCCCCCUCGGCAAUCAGUAUGAAAAGAAGCACCUGAGAGUUGCAGCAUUGUUUCUGUGCUGAGAGGAUUCAGACUCAUGUUCAUGAGUAGUAAAAUGAGGAGCUUGACAACAAUAACGGUAGUGUAAAUAUUUUGUAUUGGCAGUGCCAGCUCAAACAAAGACUCUGACUCAACACAAGGAUCGUAUGCAUGGCUAGAAAACAAUGACAAAAAAAAGAAAGGACUCUUAUUGUUUGAGGUGAAUCUAGGUUGUGGAAAUGUGCAAAUCAAACAUGUCUGGAUCUGGACACUGUUCAAGCUGUACAUUUGUGUUGGGCACGGGGAGCAAACAUUUCCCCCGUGUGGCCAUUUUCAUUGUUGAUUUUCUAUUUUUUUAUGUAACCAUCUCUCUAUCCCUCUACAAAUUGUGACACUGUUACAUUUGACAACUGAACAAUAAAAGUGCUUUCAGCACUGGAGUGGA
Xiphophorus couchianus (Monterrey platyfish) is the source of this 2680-nucleotide messenger RNA. Its product is annotated as ras-related protein Rap-2a. Gene Ontology annotation, cellular component: membrane. Gene Ontology annotation, molecular function: GTPase activity; GTP binding. The record is from RefSeq and is a predicted model, not a curated record. Gene Ontology annotation, biological process: Rap protein signal transduction. NCBI's taxonomy places the organism in Eukaryota, Metazoa, Chordata, Actinopteri, Cyprinodontiformes, Poeciliidae. The coding region runs from base 806 to 1357 and encodes 183 amino acids. The transcript has 2 exons.